UUGUGAUUGUGAGAGUGUUGUAAAGGUUGUAAACGUUGAACGAAUAACGAUAGAAAACUGAUAUAAUUGUGAUUCACUGGUGAUUAAAGAAGAAGGAAGAUUAAUAUGAAGCGCGGGUGGUGGAGCGCCAGAAAGGAGUUGGUGAGCAGGAAGGAGAUUCAGUGGAGAAAUAAUUCUCCACUUGAUUCUCAAGGAGCUUCAGAGGAAAGUGAUGGUGAAAUUCUUGUUAAAAAAGCAAGAGAAAGGGAUUUGCAAAUUCAUGAAGAGGAGGACGUGGCGUUACCGUUACUUUUCAAAAAAACUGAGGACAUAAUUGAUUCUUCAGCUACCUUGACUGAUAUUGAAUUAGGUGACCGUGACCCACAUGAUUCCACAAUAUCAACUGAGGUAAUCUUAAAUAUUUACUAUUUUGCUUGUUGAAAGCCAAAACAUAUAUUUUUU
Messenger RNA from Phlebotomus papatasi, 441 nucleotides. RefSeq lists its product as uncharacterized. NCBI's taxonomy places the organism in Eukaryota, Metazoa, Arthropoda, Insecta, Diptera, Psychodidae. The record is from RefSeq and is a predicted model, not a curated record. Bases 106 to 420 code for a protein of 104 amino acids. The transcript is spliced from 3 exons.